Molecule: messenger RNA, 2502 nt
Organism: Gymnodraco acuticeps
Lineage: Eukaryota; Metazoa; Chordata; Actinopteri; Perciformes; Bathydraconidae
Gene: cbln1
Product: cerebellin 1 precursor
Cellular component (GO): synaptic cleft; glutamatergic synapse
Molecular function (GO): protein binding
Source: RefSeq, a predicted model, not a curated record
UUGAAACUCUCAUAUCUCACAUAUCAAUAAUUCAAGCGCGCGAGAGAGAGAGCACAGACGGAGCUCCCCCGCGCGCUAUGAGUUCUGCUGCCUCGUCACUCGUCCAGGGCCCCUCCGCACAGCGCGCGACUCCUGCUUAUUGUGUUUCCAAGUGACAGCAAAGCUGCUGAGAAGUGAGGAGAGAAGAAAAGAAGAGGUGAAAACUGGAGACUCCACUGGAGAUGCAGGGACAGUAAACUGAUUUCAGAAAAAAGGAGAGGUGCCUCAAAAUAAACCGUGUGGUUUUCCCUCCAAGAGACUCCGCGAGGGAGAAACAGUGCGCAGUGGCAAAUUCAAUCCUAGAAGACGGAGAGUGGCAUCUAGUUGUAAACAAGCUUCAUUAAGGUUCAUCUGGGGGAACACUGGGAAACUCUUUCACCUUACUUUCUCAAGGGGAAUAGACCCGCGGCGGACGGUGUGAAGACGAGCGAAGAAGUUCAUCGUUCGGUCCGGUAUGUUGGCGUUUUGCCUCCUGGGUGCCGUGUGGCUUGCGGUGAGCCCGGCUCGCGCUCAGAACGAGACGGAACCAAUCAUCCUGGAGGGGAAGUGCCUCGUGGUGUGCGACUCCAACCCGGCCGCGGACCCCACAGGGACCGCACUCGGGAUCUCGGUGCGCUCCGGCAGCGCCAAAGUGGCGUUCUCCGCAGUCCGGAACACCAACCAUGAACCCUCCGAGAUGAGCAACCGGACCAUGGUCAUCUACUUCGACCGGGUUCUAGUAAACGUUGGGAAGAAUUUUGACGAAGAGAGAAGUAAUUUCAUCUCACCGCGCAAAGGGAUUUACAGUUUUAACUUCCACGUAGUGAAAGUCUACAAUCGCCAAACUAUACAGGUGAGCCUGAUGCACAACGGGUGGCCGGUGAUUUCAGCGUUUGCCGGCGACCAGGAUGUGACGCGCGAGGCGGCCAGCAAUGGGGUUCUGAUCCAGAUGGAGAAGGGAGACCGGGCCUACCUCAAACUGGAGAGAGGAAACCUAAUGGGAGGAUGGAAAUACUCCACCUUCUCCGGCUUCCUGGUGUUCCCCGUGUAGAGGGAGAGGAAGAGGAGGAGGAGCAGGAGGAGGAGGAGGAGCAGGGGGUGGAAACGAACGAGGAGGACCUGGGGAAUGGCGAAGGAAAAGGCAGAUGGAGGAAGAAGAGGGGCGUUGGAAAGAGCAAAGGACGUGAAUAAGAUGGUGGAAAAGAGAAGCGGGGAUGUGACAACAGACUCUGUUUGGGACGCUGCAUAGGGAGGAGGGAGAUGUUAGAGAUGUAUGACACAGAGCGAUUAUACUUCGGUAAAAGAGAGAGGAAUUAUGAAGCCAGUACAUGAAGGUGUAUGGCCAGCUUCUUCACUUCCCUUCCUCCUUGUAUCCAUCCUUUUCAUCCAUCUGUUCCUCCCUCUGUUUUCUUCGUGGCUUGACUGCAGCUUUGGACAGCCAAAACCUUUUUUAUUCUCUGCUGAAAGAAGCAAGUGAUCAUUUAUAUGUUCCAGCGUGUACUGAAGCCCGAGUGUACCCCCCCUUCUUUCUCCACAUUCAUUCAAUCAUUCAUUCAUCGAUCUCCAUCAACAUAAGCUUUGAAGAAUGUUUCUUGAAUAACUGCUCCCCCCAUAUCCCAUUUACUGUGGAUAUUUGAAGUCAUUUGAUUACAUACAUUGCACUGACUUCAGGUCAGACUCUAGCCCUAAAGCCAAACUCUAACUUCCAUAGGAGGAACAGUACAAUGGCACUCAAACACCUUUGCCAAGGCCAAUGGUGCAUUCAUGUGCUACUUGGAUGGUCCAAUUUCCUGGUUGGGAAGUCGCUCUUCAAAGACAACAUUCGGAAUAUUGGAGAACAAUUAUAAAGUAGACAUUUCACAAAACACGGAUUUAAGUUAACUGUAACAUUUAGAAGUUAUAAACACUCUCUAUCAAUCUUUUCAAUACUGAUUUGUGACUCUGGUGACUCUAUCUAAUGAACCUUAAUGUGGUAUUGAUACAAGUCACACAGAAAGCAUUGCUACAUGCUACGUUACCUCCUUCUGUGUGUUUUUCAUCUCUGGCAGCCACACAAACAUUUAAAUCCGCCUCCAUCCUUUCCUACCGUGCUUUUAUCCCGAGCUCCAUCUCCCUCCUUCACUGCUGCUGUUUCUUUCAGAUUCGUACCUCUCCCUCUCCAGGAUCCUCGUCUCCUUUUCGACUAUGCCGUUUACCCACAAGUGCAGAUUUCUCUCUUUCUUUUUUGUAUACCUCUGUUAUCCCCUCACUCCCCCCCUCUCUUCCUUUCUGUCCUCCCCUCUCCUCCCUUGUGUCUGUCCUUUAUCUGCUGCUCUACUCGUUUGCCUCCCAGCACGGAUCCUUCCUUGCUAUUCUUCAAUGUUGGACUUUGGACACUGAAACCAACUUACAACCACGAACUCUAUAAUAUAUAGUUUAUAUAUAUAUAUAUAUAUAUAUAUACACAUAUGUAUAAAUAUAUAUGCAUAUAUAUAUAUACAUUUA